Umbelopsis ramanniana AG is the source of this 1737-nucleotide messenger RNA. RefSeq lists its product as uncharacterized. The transcript is spliced from 7 exons. The coding region runs from base 32 to 1660 and encodes 542 amino acids. The record is from RefSeq and is a predicted model, not a curated record. Gene Ontology annotation, cellular component: cytoplasm; phenylalanine-tRNA ligase complex; cytosol. NCBI's taxonomy places the organism in Eukaryota, Fungi, Mucoromycota, Umbelopsidomycetes, Umbelopsidales, Umbelopsidaceae. Gene Ontology annotation, molecular function: tRNA binding; ATP binding; phenylalanine-tRNA ligase activity. Gene Ontology annotation, biological process: phenylalanyl-tRNA aminoacylation.
CUUCAGUUUGAAGUCAAUCUCUGGAAUAAUCAUGUCAAGCCAGGACGAUUUGCAGACUCUUGUACUGACCACCCUUGACAAACAAGGUGUGAUAGAAGACACAACCUAUCUUAAAACCGCUGAUGGUUCUCCAGUCGAUCAACUUGCUGUUCUUGGAGCUUUGAAUUCAUUGCGCUCCAAAGAUAUGGUUGACUACAAAAGCAUUGAACGGGAAGUAUGGACAUUGACUGAAGAAGGUCAAGAGCUUGCUGAAUCCGGAAGUCACGAAGCUCGUGUCUUUGAUGCUGUCCCUGCCGGCCCAGAAGGUAUUACCAUCCCCGAUCUCCAGGCUAAGCUUGGUAAGUCGGCCAGCAUUGGUCAAGGAAAGGCCUUCAAAAACAAAUGGAUCAACAAAAAGCCCCCGAAUUACCUCGUCCGCAUUGUCGAUAGCAUUGUUGAUCAGACCAAGAUUGAUUUGCAACAACUUCAAUCUACCGGUACACUUCCCGAUGCCAAACUACUUGCCGACUAUAAGAAGCGCAAGCUUGCCGACAAGCAGAAAGUGUUUGCCUACAGUGUUUCAAAGGGCACUGACUUCUCAUUGGAGAUCAAAAAAGAAGCUACCGAUGUUACUUAUGAGAUGCUUCAAAGCGGUGAAUGGAAAAAUGCCAACUUCAAAAAAUACAACUUCGACGCUGUUGGUGUUGCGCCAUCUGGUGGUGCUCUUCAUCCAUUGAUGAAAGUUAGACAAGAGUUCAGAGAAAUUUUCUUCGAAAUGGGUUUCCAAGAAAUGCCUACCAACCGUUUCGUAGAGUCCAGCUUCUGGAACUUUGACGCUCUUUUCCAACCUCAACAGCAUCCUGCCCGUGAUGCUCACGAUACUUUCUUCAUCAAGGAUCCCGCUACAACUGAUAGAUUCCCCAAGGAUUUGAUGGAGAGAAUCAAGGUUGUUCAUGAAAAUGGUGGUGACACCGGCUCUAUCGGUUACAACUAUCACUGGAAACAAGAAGAAGCUGAGAAGCUGAUCUUGCGUACUCACACCACUGCUGUCAGUUCAUACAUGUUGUACAAGCUCGCACAAGAGACCAAGGAUUCUGGAUUCCGACCUGCUAAAUACUUCUCAAUUGAUCGUGUCUUCAGAAACGAAUCCGUUGAUGCAACCCAUCUUGCAGAAUUCCAUCAAAUCGAAGGUGUUAUUGCCGACAAGAAUUUGAGUCUUGCUGAUCUUAUUGGUUUCAUGGAUGUCUUCUUCAAGAAGAUGGGUAUGGAUAAGAUUAGAUUCAAGCCUACAUAUAAUCCCUAUACUGAACCCAGUAUGGAAAUCUUCUCAUGGCACGAUGGCUUGAAGACAUGGGUUGAAAUUGGUAACUCUGGUAUGUUCCGACCAGAAAUGUUGUUGCCUCUUGGACUUCCACCGGAUGUUCGUGUCAUUGCUUGGGGUCUUGGUCUUGAGCGACCAACCAUGGUCAAGUAUGGCAUCUCCAAUAUCCGUGAUCUGCUCGGACAUAAGGUCAACUUGGCUUUGAUUCACGAUAAUGCUGUUCCCCGACUAGACAAGAAGAUGGGUAAGGAAUUGAUCGGUAUCAACUUGGAACAACCUGCCGAAGAGAGCACCAAAGAAAAAGUCUCAGCUGCUGUUCAAGGACUUGUUAAUAAAGUCGAGAACAUGGUUGUCAACUAGAUUUGAAUAUAAUAAAAUCAUAAAAGCACGCAUAUAUUAUAUAUAUCCAAGAAGGCUGUCAUGUACGCAGUGGAGAG